Molecule: messenger RNA, 1891 nt
Organism: Umbelopsis ramanniana AG
Lineage: Eukaryota; Fungi; Mucoromycota; Umbelopsidomycetes; Umbelopsidales; Umbelopsidaceae
Exons: 5
Coding region: 225-1700 (491 amino acids)
Biological process (GO): transmembrane transport; carbohydrate transport
Cellular component (GO): membrane
Molecular function (GO): carbohydrate:proton symporter activity
Source: RefSeq, a predicted model, not a curated record
UGCUACUAUUGACAUUUCUAAAUGGUGAAAUAAUGCCAUUCAUCACAAAUUUCUGAUCAACUAUCUUUCAUAUACAUAAAGAAGUGCCAGAGAAAGAGGAAAGUAGAGGGCUGCAGGCGGAGGUUGCGGGUGACUGUUUGCUUGAGGAUUUUUUUUCUUUUGUUUUAAAAUGCUCACAAUACUUCUUCCGAUCCGAGCGCCCUCUCUCUUCUAUCCAAACGAAUAUGCCGGGAUCAACUGAAGCUCUCAAGUCGUCGGACAUUAUCCUGGACGCUUCUAAGAACAAAGGAUGGCGCAAGUCUGUCUACAUCGCUGCUACCUUGGCUGCUGUUGGUGGUUUUGUUUGUGGAUAUGAUACUGGUGCUGUGGCCGGAAUCUUGUACAUGCCUACAUUCCGAGCCUCAUUCCCCGAGCUUGCCUCGGACGAUCAAUUCGUAUACUUGGAGGGAUUGUUAGUAGCCUUCAUGUUGAUGACUGCUGCCCUGGGAGCAUUUGCCUCAGGUCCUAUUUGUGACAUCAUUGGCCGUAAGCGAGCCAUUAUCCUUGGUUCUUACGUCUUUUCUUUGGGCAUCUUGUUUGAAAUCAUUGGCUUCAAGUUUGGUCUUUUGCUCACUGGUCGAUUGGUUGCUGGCUUUGGCAACGGUUUGAUGACCAAUGCUGUUCCUUUGUACCAUUCGGAAAUUGCUCCCCCGGAUAUCCGUGGUCGUCUUGUCAGUUUGUUCACUGUAAUGAGUUCCUUUGGUCAAGUUGUAGGAUAUUUUGUUACUUUCGGCACCAGCUAUUUGACCACCGCUUGGGGAUGGAGAGCUCCAUGGUUGAUUCAGCUCAUUAUCUGUGUCGUUCUUGGUACCGCUGUUUUGUUCCUUCCUUUCUCUCCUCGCUGGCUUAUCGAUACUGGCCGGGAGGACGAAGGUCUUGCCGUUAUUGCUGAACUUCAAGAGGCUCCAAUGGAUGAUCCUGCCGUCCGCGCCGAGUUCGAUGAAAUCAAGACUGAAUUAGACGCUGAAAAGGCCAUGGGUCAACGAACUUACUCGGAAUUGUUUUACAAGGGCAACCGCAAGAGAACCUUCAUUGCUUUCUUCAUUGCCAUUGCCACUUCGUUCACCGGUAUUGAUGCUAUUCUCUACUAUGGACCUUCCAUCUUUGCUGCUGCCGGUUUGAGUGAUGUAUCUAGCGCCAUUGCUGCUUCCGGUGGCACUGGUAUUGUCUCCCUGUUUGCCACCAUUGUGAGCUUGAUAUUCAUCGACAGAUGGGGUCGCAAGUUCUUGUUCAUCCUCGGUUCUGUCGUUAUGGGCAUCAGCAUGUUUAUCACUGGUGCCAUGUUCCAAGCCUAUGCAUACAUCGAUGAUACCACGGGUGAUAUUGUCAUGACCAAUGAUAAUGCUCGCAACACCAUCAUGGCUUUCAUCUUCAUCUUCAUGGCCGCCUUCUCUCUUACCUGGGGCGUUGCUUCCUACGUUUAUCCGGCUGAAAUUUUCAACAUGCGUUGCCGUGCUAAGGGUCUUGGUUUGGCAUACGGUCUUAACUGGGCAUUUUCCAUCUUGGUUACCUAUUGCAUGCCGUUGUUCAUGGCUUCCACCCUUUCAGGAUCUUACUUCUUCUUCGGAGCAUGCUGUGCUGUUAUGACGGUGGUCAUCUUCUUUAUCCCAGAAACUCGCAACAGAACUUUGGAAUCCAUGGAAGAGAUCUUCCAUGCGUAAGUAUCACCUACCCUACCCUACCCUUAUCCCAUUCCAUCUUCUUUCUACUCUAUUAUUAUUAUUCUUCGUCAUGGCUCGAUGUCUCCAAGCACAUCCAGGUACAGCCAAUUUUUCUUUCACCGAACUUCUAUAAACCAGGCACUAGGGGUGCUUCAAUUCGACGUUUUACGUUGUCUUGCGGCUGAGAUCAU